GCCCGCCUUGCUCGUGCUUGCGGUGGGAUCCCAAUGGAGUAACGCACAUAAAAGUGUAACGGAGCUGGAUUUCGGCUUCAGUAUCUUUCGGAGUGGAUUGAUCCGGAUUGGAGCGAAGGAGGAGGAAUCCGUAUGAACAGGCGAGGAAAUAUCUGAAGAACGCUUAGUGCAACCUUUCUUAAUGGAAGAGGCUCCCAAACCAACAUUUCAGGAUGAACUGGAAUGGUGCAUUACUCAACUGGAGACUGGCCUUUUGCGUCUCAACCCAACUCCAAAACAAGCUGAUGAAACACGCCACAUCCUUAGAGUAUUGCGUUCCCGUAAAGCUCCCCUUGUGAAGAAGCGGGAAAUGAUGCACCACGCCUUUGGAGAUUACCGUCUCAAAAUGGCUGAAGAGAACGAGAGGGCAGCAAAAACUGGUGUGAGGCCUGUGCAGGUAGAAAUUCAGCAAGGAAACGUUCUUCCUUUGGGCAGUGUGGUGUACAGGAAGCAAUCCAACUGCCCUUCUGCAGUGUCAACUUCCUUAUUUGCAUCCUCCGAUGAUAGCUUUCAGUUUAACUUUGUCCCACCUGAAAGAACCGCAGAAGAAACUGAUAGAACCACAGCAGAAGAACAUGAGUUGGGUGACUCUAGAGAACAGUCUACUGGUAACGGUCCCUCUAGGAUGCUGGACUUCUCCACUGGAACAGGGCAGCCUGGCUUUGCUUUCAGCUUCAUCAUCCCAGAUGCUGCUUCAACUUCAGCUGAGGCCACAGAUCUUGGCUCCGGAGCUUCAGCAGAAGCAGCUCCAGAGAUGGACAUCCCAUCCAAGGAAGCUAUGGUGACAACCGAGAAACCAGCUUCUUCACAACCCGAUAGAGCUGAUGGGGUGGACUGUGGAAGCAGACGCAGUGAAGAACAUCCUAUACAAGAGCUUCAGCAGAGGUUGCAGAAGAGAAAUUGAUGGUGGCAGCUGGUGCACCAUCCAAGAG
Protobothrops mucrosquamatus (brown spotted pit viper) is the source of this 971-nucleotide messenger RNA. Its product is annotated as UPF0488 protein CG14286-like. Bases 182 to 943 code for a protein of 253 amino acids. The transcript has 6 exons. The record is from RefSeq and is a predicted model, not a curated record. Lineage: Eukaryota; Metazoa; Chordata; Lepidosauria; Squamata; Viperidae.